Molecule: messenger RNA, 2318 nt
Organism: Astyanax mexicanus (Mexican tetra)
Lineage: Eukaryota; Metazoa; Chordata; Actinopteri; Characiformes; Acestrorhamphidae
Gene: irf9
Product: interferon regulatory factor 9
Exons: 10
Coding region: 193-1455 (420 amino acids)
Biological process (GO): regulation of transcription by RNA polymerase II; immune system process
Cellular component (GO): nucleus
Molecular function (GO): RNA polymerase II cis-regulatory region sequence-specific DNA binding; protein binding; DNA-binding transcription factor activity, RNA polymerase II-specific
Source: RefSeq, a predicted model, not a curated record
UCACGUGAUUUCUGGGAAGCGGAUCUGUGUUUCUGAGCUGGGCAGCGGCAGCCGGACAGCAGAGGAUCUAAACACCGCCUGAUAUAAACCCGCUUAUUUUGACUAUCAGAGAGAAGCACGACCACAGAAAACAGCGGGAAAAACAGAGGAAGCGUCGAGCAUUUACAACCACCCGUGGAUUAUACGGAGGAGAUGGCGGCAGGUAAAAUCCGCUCCACUCGUAAGCUUCGUUCAUGGCUGAUUGAACAGGUGAACAGUGGUAAAUAUAAUGGCCUCGUGUGGGAUAAUCCAGAAAAGACCAUGUUCCGCAUUCCUUGGAAACACGCUGGAAAGCAGGAUUUCCGCACUGACGAGGACGGCGCCAUCUUUAAGGCGUGGGCGGAGUUUAAAGGGAAGCUCGGUGAGUCUGACCCUGCUUCGUGGAAGACGCGUCUGCGCUGCGCUUUAAACAAGAGCCCGGAGUUCAGAGAGGUCACAGAAAGGUCACAGCUGGACAUAUCUGAGCCUUAUAAAGUCUAUAUGCUCGUCCCACUGUCAGAACAAGGCGUGGCUGAGGUGAAGAAGGAACAUGCUGAGAAAACUGUAAGGAGAAGCAAAAGAAGACGAAGUGAAACAGAGAAGAGUGAAGAAACUCCAGUAAAAAUAUUCAAGGAGGAGGAAACUGCUGCACAGCAGAUUAGUGUGGAUAUGGCCAGCAGCAGAGAAAAUAACAUCACUCUUCAUUUAGAGGAAGUGACAGAACCUGCAGUCAUUUUGAAGCGUGACAACCUGUUUAAUGAGAUCCAGUUGGAUGUAAUGAUUGAAACGGCCCCUCAUUUUGGAGAUAAUAAAGUUUCUCCCUCCUUUAAGGUGACAGUGUAUUACGUUGGGAAGGAGGUGUUGCAGCGGGAUGUUCUGGGUGAUGAUGUCAGAAUUGCGUAUGUCCCGCCCUCCCCUUCACCCCCGUCGCUGAACGGCUGUACGUUCCCUCGCAUCCCGCUGCCCCCGCCGCCCGAACACUGCGACUCUGCUGGCAGCCAGGCCAUCUCUACACUGUUGCCGUACAUGGAGAAGGGCGUGGUGCUGACCUGCAGUGGGCGGGGCAUUUACGCCAAGCGUUUCUGCCAGGGCCGAGUGUUCUGGAGGGGGCCACAGAUGGCCGGGUCAAAUAAACUGGACAGAGCCCCCGUGCCUACACUGAUUUUCAGCAAGGAGCGCUUUAAGCAGGAGUUGGAGGAUUUCCGUGCUGGAGGGAAUCUGCCUCAGAGUGAGAUCACACUGUGUUACGGAGAGGAGCUUGCUGAUGGAGAUGACCUGUCUAAGAAAUGCAUUAUCAUUAAGAUUGCUUUUCCAUGGGCCACUAAGCAGAUCCAGGACGUCCAGUCUCUCCAGAAUUCACUGAGCGUCCUCCAGAGCUUGGCCCAGCAGAAUCCAUCAAAAGAGAUCACACUCAACCUUGUGUCAUUACCAGUGUAACCAGUGAUUAUCUAAUAGUGUUAGUUCUAAUAAUCGUAGUCAUAGUGUUUUUGUUAAGGUACGUGUAUCAAAAAGAUCUCCUGAGCAUGCACUACAGUAGCAUUUUAUCACCGUUCACAUUUUAUUCAAGACUAUCCUCCAGUAUUACAUGCAUAUUGCAAUGUAUAUGACACUUUAUGUGCAUCUGAAAGCCUAAGCUGCAGCCAAGGUAGCAUACAUUUUUUGGCUGCUACGUCAAAGUGAAGUACGCUUCAUGUACAGCUAAUAAAUGCAGCUGACAUUUCGAGCACUUUCGAGGGCGCAGCUGAGGUAUCCUUCCUGGCACUUAAUAACCCGGGACACACAAUUCUCUGCAACAUGUAAAAUGUGCAGAUGAAAGAUUAAAAGCACCAAGAACUGGGUCAGAAAGAUGGAUAUUGAAGCUUUCAGAGCAGAGUUUGUUUUAAAAUGUUGUUUUUAUAAAUAUUUUAUUUAUAUGAAGAAAUUAAAAAACACACAAUGUUAAGUUCGAGCAUGACAUCAAUGUGCAGCCUUGUUAGACUUUUCCAGAUGUGUGAGCAAAAAGCUACUAAGAAGUAAAACAGUCCUAAAGGGGACUCGUUCUACAUCGACUGCAGCCUGGGUGUUGGAACAAAUCUGUAUAUCUGAGAAUUAUCAUUUCAUUAGUACACUUUGAGGGAAAGUUUCCCAGUCAAGGAUUAAGCCUAGUCCUACAUUAAAUCUUCCUUUGUGCUAAGAAAGUCUGUUGCAGAAUGCUUGCUCUUUUUUGUUUCAAGACUAGGCUUAAUACCAGUCUGGGAAAGUGUGCCCAAGUCUUGUGCUGUAAUUAUGAUUAUAAAACACUAAUAAAGAAAAUAACUACA